Messenger RNA from Rubroshorea leprosula, 1149 nucleotides. The record is from the annotation of a GenBank genome assembly. Lineage: Eukaryota; Viridiplantae; Streptophyta; Magnoliopsida; Malvales; Dipterocarpaceae.
UAGCUUCUAUCCAUCCUUCACCACAUACCUUUCUCAAAGUAACAAUAUCCAAUAGAGGGAUCUAUUUGAAAAAAUGGAUCAAAUGGAGCACCGAAAGCUGCAGAUUUUGAGUCAGUUCAUAGGAUCUCAAUUUCUCAGAAAGUUUACCAAAUUGCUACUCUCUCUUACUUUGUUUUCUUUCUUCUUUUCUCAUUUAUCCAUCAUCUCUAUGCUCUACUCCUUCAACUUCUACUUCCAUACUCUUCCUAUCAAGUUAUUAAGCCACAACAUAGACAAGAACUGCAUAUUCCUCCUCUUGAAUGGCCUCCUUGUUUUCCUUGCAAAAUACUCGAGUUUAACCAGUUCUUCAUCCAAGCAUAAUAUUCCUGAUGAGUAUUUCAAAGGUUAUAAAGAUGUUCAACAGUCUGAGCCAAUACCAGUGCAAUUGUGGGAGAAUGAAGUUGUGGUGGAGGCAGAAAAUGGCAGAAUAAUUGAAGAGGUAGCAGAAAGAGAAACCGAAAAGUUUGUCCUGGAAGAAGAAGAGGAAACAAAAAACCGAGAAGGAGAAAUUGUGAAUUCGAUCAUGGGUGGAGAACAAAAAGAAGAAGAUUAUGAUGAAAAUGGAGAUUUUUGUGAAGAAGACGUGAAAGAGAUUGAUGGUAGCUAUGUCAUACAAGAAGUUGAAGAAGAAGAGGAAGAAGAAGAAGAAGAAGAAGAAGAAAUGGAGGAAGAAAAUGGUUUGCUAAGUACAGAAGAACUAAACAAAAAAUUUGAUGAAUUCAUUAGAAAGAUGAAGGAAGACCUGAGGAUCGAAGCUCAACAGCAAUUGAUCAUGGUUUAAUGGAUCAUCUUGGAAUGAUUCCAAGAGAUACAUCAACAGUUUAUAAGAGCAAAAUUUUCUUCUCUCUUCUUAUGUACCUAGAACUAGUGGCUUAAGCCUCUUGUAAUAUUAUUUGUUUCUGUUUCCCUUCGUUUUUAUUUUCAACUUUAGUUGAUUUUCCCCUACCUUUGAAGGAAGAAAGCUGCAAUUCUGUACUCAAAUCUUCUUGGUCUCUCUUGAUUUUCUCCUGCAUUAGUAGAAAUCUUUAUCUUAAUGGCUUGUUUUAUGUUCAUUAUGAUCUAAAAUUUUUUCAUGUUCUUAUAUAAUUAUAAUAAUCUGGGUAUUGUGAA